AUGGCGGACGUUGAUGACGCAAUGACGCAUAAGAUAACGGCGUUGUUACAUUUGCUUCCUGACAUGAUGGGAGAUCAACAGAACAGAAAUGAGCUGAUUUCAUCCUGCGUGGGUUGUGGGCAUCUGAUCCUGGAUCGCUUCAUCCUGCGGGUUUCUCCUGAUCUGGAGUGGCACGCGCAGUGUCUGCGGUGCGCGCAGUGCCAUCAGUAUCUGGACGAGUCCCGCACCUGCUUCAUCAGAGACGGGAAAACCUUCUGUAAAGACCACAGAUUAUGCAGCAGUAAAUGUGCCAGAUGCCACAAAGCCUUCGUCAGAGAGGAGUAUGUCAUGCGAACACCAGUGAAUAUUUAUCACAUGCAGUGUUUUCGAUGCGAGAGCUGCAAUCGUCCGUUACUCCCUGGAGAUGAGUAUGUUCUGCGGGACGGUCAACUGCUCUGUACGGACCAUCAUGAGUGUUUUAAACAAUUAAAGUGUGCAUCAAAUAACCAACAGAAGGAGACUGCUGAUCCAUCCGAGGACAUGAAGUCCUCAGCAUCCUGGUCCUCGAGGUCAGAGAGAGCCACUCGCGUGAGGACGGUUCUCAGCGAGUCCCAGCUCCGCAUGCUCCAGACCUGUUACAGUGCCAAUCCCAGACCCGACGCCCUCAUGAAAGAGCAGCUCGUGGAAAUGACGGGCCUCAGUCCUCGGGUCAUUCGCGUCUGGUUCCAGAACAAGAGAUGCAAAGAUAAGAAAAGAAGUGUGAUGAUGAGACACACACAGACGCAGCUCGAGGGCUGUCUGGCGAGUGAGCAGGUUUCAGAGGAUCUAAUGCUGGCCAGUCCCGAGAGCCAGGACAGUGACAUGACGAUAAGCCCCCCAUGGAAACUACUGACCGACUUUAUUCUGCAAAAGAAUGCUGAAGACAGAUCAUACCAGCAAUUGCUUUCCUUAUCAAAGGAAGGUCUUUGUUCGGCUGGAGGUGAAGUUGUGUCAAUAUCGGCUCGCAUCCAGACACACCCAACAGCCUGA
Messenger RNA from Rhinichthys klamathensis goyatoka, 1008 nucleotides. It is a transcript of the gene isl1b, whose product is annotated as ISL LIM homeobox 1b. The transcript is spliced from 7 exons. Gene Ontology annotation, biological process: positive regulation of transcription by RNA polymerase II; neuron fate specification; axonogenesis. The record is from RefSeq and is a predicted model, not a curated record. Bases 1 to 1008 code for a protein of 335 amino acids. Lineage: Eukaryota; Metazoa; Chordata; Actinopteri; Cypriniformes; Leuciscidae. Gene Ontology annotation, molecular function: cis-regulatory region sequence-specific DNA binding; DNA-binding transcription factor activity, RNA polymerase II-specific. Gene Ontology annotation, cellular component: nucleus.